Messenger RNA from Lepisosteus oculatus (spotted gar), 5511 nucleotides. RefSeq names its product MPL proto-oncogene, thrombopoietin receptor (gene mpl). Gene Ontology annotation, molecular function: cytokine receptor activity; protein binding. NCBI's taxonomy places the organism in Eukaryota, Metazoa, Chordata, Actinopteri, Semionotiformes, Lepisosteidae. Gene Ontology annotation, cellular component: membrane; external side of plasma membrane. Gene Ontology annotation, biological process: cytokine-mediated signaling pathway. The record is from RefSeq and is a predicted model, not a curated record.
UUGGAACAUUUGCAGCUUCAUUCGCUGUGGAUCAAGUUACCUACAAAAUACCAUGGUUAAAAGCUUAUCUCCAACAUCUAUAGGAACUCGAGGCAGAGAGUUAAAAUAAAUCAUGUUACUGAAGGAUUCGAUUGCAUAAUUGAAAGCUCAGCUGGAUCAAAAACUAGCAGCUGGGAGGGUAAUGUGAGUGGAUAGUGUGUAUUUUAGAAAAUAUUUUUACAUGGAAUAAUAGCACCAAAUGCAAUACAUUUUACAGUCAAGAAAAAAGCCAUAACUGAUAUGAAAUGCAAAAUAAUAUAGUUCCUUUAUUGAAGACUCUGUAGAUUCCUCAUUGCACUUAAUACACAGUGUUUACUCUUGGGAAGAAAGGACAAGUACUGUAGUUACACAGAAGAGGAGCCCUGUGUGCUCAAGACUUGUCACUUAUUCAAGUGUCAGCGGGAGACCACAUUUCAAAAUUUUUUAUGCCUUGUGGUUUAGAAGUCCCUGGCCCUUUUCCUUACUGCAUCUUGCUGAUCUGUCAAAGGAUUUCCUUAAACAACAAGCCAUGGGUUCAGCCUGUCACACAGAGGAGACAUGUGCCUGCUUCCUGGUGCUCUCAGUGUCUCUCUGUGUCCUGAAGAAGCUGAUAGGGAGGUCGCCGAAAAAGGGCACUUCAUUUUCUCAUUUUAAAACUACUCUGCCAUACAUCACUGCCUAGUUCUAACAUGUGCAACAAGAGAAGAAAAUAAAGUGUCUGAAAACCUCCAGGAAUGCAGGUUAAGCUCUUAGUCUUUUCUAGAACUUAGGUAAAAAAUGUUUCUCUCCCUAUCCCAAUGUACAGUAUACACUUAGUCUUACCAUAUAGAAGCAAUAUAAGCAAACCUUUGUUUGAAGAAGAUGUACAAAGUGUUUCUUUAUGUCAUUAGGUUUGUUAAAUUACAUUUCUACAUUUAACAUUAUGCGAUAUGUUAGAAUCAAGUGUGAUUUAUUAGAUAAUGAAUCAUUUUUAUAAACAAUUCAUAUUUUCUGUAAUGCCCCUUUCGUGUCGUGCUCAAAAGCUCAAGACUACUUCAGAUCGUGUGCGAGAUUAAGAUGGGAAAAAGAGAACUUGAUGGCUAGGAGAACAGUUCUCACGAAGGACCUGCGGUUAUACUUUGUGCCUGUGGUGCACAUUGAAGAAAUACCAGCAAUUCAAAGGCUAACUGGUUGAGUAAAAAUGAGACGUUUUCUUUUGUAUCGAACAGAACCAGGAAUCUAAAAGAGGUAAACUGAGAUCCUUAAACAAGAGCUGAAACAGAUACUAAGGGUCCCACGUUGUCCUGGUCAGAGGUGAAAGACAAGCAAUGACUGUAUGAUAUUCUUACAUUACGUCUGCUAUGACAAAAUUCACAAAUCAUGUCACAUUUUCAAUUCUGUGUCAGUAACUGUUGUUUCUCUUGGGCAUUUUCCAAAGCUGCUCAAGAGCUACCAUAAACACUGUUUCACUGCAUGAAGUACAUAACUUCCUUUUGGAGGUCAUCAGAAACACCAGAUCAUUUUGCAGUGUGUCACUAGGCAUCUGCCACUACUAGGGCCUUUUUCUUGGAGGCGGAUCUGAUUUGUGAUCAAACUACUGCAUUGCCCUUGGGAACAAGAAACAUAACUGAAUGGCAAGGUAUUCUGGAUUGUACCGCUUGCUACCGUUCUGUCUCAGAAGUGUUGAAAUAACUCGUAUAAAGGAUCCUAGAAAUCAGGCAGAAUGCAGCUGAAUUCUACCUGUCUUUUCGAAGGGCAUUUUUGUCAUUUUACUCCAGGGGCCCACUAAAACGGUGCUCACCCAAUGCAGUUUCACACUCGCUGUACCUGGCAGUGGGGAGGGUGUGGGGCAGAGCACAGUGGCAAAGCUGUGUUUGGGGGGGGAGGAAUGAGGCCCCCAUUGGGCUCUUGCCUCAAUCCACCAGCCACAGGCUUCCUGAUCUGCUCAGCUGAGCCCUGUGAGAUAAUGCCCGUACGUUUCGAAAGCCUCCUGUUUCAAGCAAACAACAGAAAGAAAGUGGUGAUGGGAUAUAGCCAGUACCUGCUUUGGCUAUGGCUCCUGGGUUCGAGCUAAAAAUCUGCUUUUGGAUCUCUGUUUCUGUUUGGAUCUGCUGGAGGACUUCGCUGGUCUCCACCUUUGAACCUGUCUCUCCUCUGAUAAAGAAAGCUUCUUUGCUCCUCGCUGAUGAUCAAGACCCAAAAUGCUUCACUCGGACAGAAAGUGAUUUCACUUGCUUUUGGGAAGGCACCAACGAUUCUACCUAUGAGCUCUAUUACAAAACAGAAAUCGAAGAAAAGAAAUGUGCUCUCACGCAGCAGAGGGAUUGGAACACGCUGCUUCAUGUUUGUUCCUUCCCAGCCCAUGAUGUCUUUCUGUUCACUGUAAUGCACAUCACAGUUGUGGACUGCAGCACCAACAACACUAUCUACACCAGAAACGUCAGUGUUGAAAACCAAGUUCUACCUGAUCCUCCUGCGAAUGUCUCACUUGUCCAGAAUGGGAAACCACUGCAGCUCAGGGUGUCAUGGAACGCCCCUGCAGCUCAAUACAGAAAAAUGCUGUAUGAGAUCAAAUAUGCUCCUGCCAACUUACAGCAACAAACUAGAAGGGUAAAUGUUUCAAAGUCCAGAGCUUACAAUCUGGUGGGCCUGAUCCCAGGCGAAAUCUACAGCGCCCAGGUUCGUGCUAAACGUCAUGACGACUACAACAGCGGAGUCUUCUGGAGUGAGUGGUCUUGGCCUGUCAGUGCAGUGGUUCCUCAGCAUCCAGAUGACAUCAACCUGCAGUGCCACAGCCAUGAUCUCAGGAACAUCAGAUGCCAGUGGAGAGACAAAGAGGCAACGAGAGACACUCAGUUCACUCUUUAUUACAAACAAAGUAAAUGCAAGGGCGCACAUGUCCAGAAGAAGUGCGUGCAGAAUGAGACGACCUCGGACGACCCCAUCGCCCACUGCACCUUUCCUGGAGAAGAAUCCUGUGACAUCACGGUCACUCUGCAAGCCAGCUCAACGCAUCACAACAGGACAUUCUUUACAGAGCCUUUCAGGAUGAAUGGCAUAGUCCGCACCGACCCUCCGAGGGCCCUGACAGGGGGGAUCCGGACAGGGUGGGUGUGGCUACACUGGGAACCCCCCCUGUUACAGUUGGCCGACCAGCUGCAAUACGAGGUUCACUCCUCUCUGUCGGCGGACUUGCAGAGAAAGCUAAUGGCCCUGGAAACCUCCAACACCAGCGCCCUGUUGGAUUUGCCUGCUGGGAACACUUAUGACAUACGGGUCAGGGCCAGGCCCAAUGGGCACAAUUACAGUGGCUCCUGGAGCGACUGGUCUGAACCGCUUACUGUGGCAGUUCCCUCUCGCCUCGGAUACCUACUGAUGGCAUUCAUCCCUUUAGUGUUGCUUUUGAUAGCAGCCGUGUUAAUUGCUACAUGCUCAAAAUGCUUAAGAAAGAUCAAACUGCUGCUUUGGCCACCAGUUCCAAACCUUGACAAAGUGCUGGAAAGUUUCCUGAUGGAGAUCAACAAGCAGUUGCCACCGCAGUCAUUUAACGACAAACUCUGCGAUGAUGAGAUCACUUCGUCCCCUGUGGAGAUAGUGUCCGAAAAAGAAUUGCAGGAUUGCAUAAAACUGCGAGGGGAUCAACCUUCUCCUCCCUUCAUUGCUCUUGGACAUGGCCUGGGGUCUCCAUCAGAGGGGAAACCUCAGGCAGACUACAUUGACCACCUAGACACCACUGAAGACUAUGUAGUCCUCGACACAGAGAACUUCAUACGAUGUCUCCAAGGCAACGAGUAUGUGUAUGAGGAAGAGAAGUUGCUGGGCACCUGCUUCACCCGCAGUAAUCCCACGCUGCAGUGUGAACCCUGCCUCUGCACCUUCCCAGGACCCCCCCAGUCUUCAAUCGAAAUCCUCAACCACUCCUAUCUCCUCCUGGCCAAGUCCCAGUCCGACAUCCAGGCCGAGCUGGAGCUCUUGGAAACAGCCAACCAGUACACCAACCUGAACCCAGCAGGAGAGGUGUUGUCACAAGCCAGCUGACUUGAUCAAAAACUUGCAAAGUUCUUAACUCUGUCACAGAUGCUCAGAGUAUCUGCAAGUCUCAUCCGGUUAACAUGGGGAAACUGUUCUGAAACAACUGUAUCAGCUGUUGUUUUAAACCUCUAGCCAUGGUUAAAUAGCUUUGGCGCUCUAAGAAGCGGAUUUAUUUGAGGCUUUAGGUAAUCCAAAGACUCUUCCCUCAGUGAUUUCUACUCCACCUUGUGGAGAGGGUAGGAGAGGUUACUACCAAUGUUCUAUACCAGAGCAAAGAUUCAGCCACUGUUACCAUCAGGAUUGCCCUUAUCCUAAUAGAAAUGACAUGAGUAACAUGGUUUGAAGAACACAGCAGUUAACAGAUGCACCAGAUGUCAAAUUAAGAUGCUAUUGGUCAUGGGACGGCCUGAAAGUUUAGGCACAAGCUACUCUAUGAUACCAUUCUAGCAACAUGUGCACUCCUAGAACUUCAGCAGAACUGAAGGGUUUUUAAUAUGUGGACUUUACACAACAGGUCAAAUGUUUUUUAUGUAAAAACAAUGGUUAUAGUUUUAGAGUUUAUACUAUUGUUAUUUUUUAGCUAUUAUUUUCCUUCCCUGUUUAUAUGGGUAUCACACUGUAAAAAGUCUGAGCUGCAACAGGUGUAAGGGGAAAACAAAUCAAAUAUUUUUUUAUUCCUUGGAUACUGCCAAAUAUGUAAAAUGUCAAAUACCUUUUAAAUAAACUAUAUAUAAAAUGUAAUGACAACAAAAGCAUUCCUAAGUACUUGAUAAAACAGCAAAAUAUUACAUUAAAAAUACUCAACAUAAAAUGUCACACACACUUGAAAGUAAACGAUUUUGCCUCAGACUACUGUUUAAAAUCUGCACAAAUCAUACAUGAUCUGAAACGAAAAUGAACCAGCUCAAAUUCACUACAAGAUUGGUGCAAAAGGCAUCAAUAGGAAAUCUAUAGGAAUGAUCUGAAUUAGGGGAGGCACAUAACACUGAGUUACCUCGCAUAAUGAGGUGCUGUUUAGGCCUUUAUUCAAACUUUACCUCUCAUACACACACAAAUUGCUCUCACAUACACACAAAAUGCUCUCACUCUCCAUUUUACCUCUCACAUUCAUAUAAAAUGCUCUCACACUCUCCAUUUUACCUCUCGCAUACCCACAAAAUGCUCUCACAUAUACAGAAAAUGCUCUCACAUUCACAGGUUUUACGUCGCACAUACACGUAAAACACCUUCACAACAUGAACGUGAGGGACAAAACAGAAAUUAACCUCAACUGCAACGAGCACUAAACCAAACUGUAGCUUUAAUUAAUAACAUCUUAGCCACACGAGAAGCAAUAGCUUUAUUGUCAUAUGAGAGCAUUUUAUAUGAAUGUGAGAGGUAAAAUGGAGAGUGAGAGCAUUUUGUGUGUAUGCGAGAGCAAUUUGUGUGUGUAUGAGAGGUAAAGUUUGAAUAAUGGCCUAAACAGCAUUUUGCAUGUAUUUG